Messenger RNA from Penaeus vannamei (Pacific white shrimp), 5099 nucleotides. The record is from RefSeq and is a predicted model, not a curated record. NCBI's taxonomy places the organism in Eukaryota, Metazoa, Arthropoda, Malacostraca, Decapoda, Penaeidae.
GCUUGGUCGUGCGUACUGGGAGCGUAGCGGGUGCGCGGACAUCCGUGUGGUGGCCGAAAACUGUUGGUGUGUUAUAAUCCAAGAACAAAUACGCAAGCGGACGGAAAUUAGGAGAGAAAAAAGUUGGAUAAAUGCAGAAGUGAUGCUAGAAUUGGUUUGAGUGAAGUCGGGAGAAGGGUAGAAAGUGGUGGAGACGUGUGGACGGGUAUUCUGAUGGGUUUGUACGAAGAUUCCGGGGCACCGCAGGAAAUGUACUGGCAGUACGGGUCCUCUGAGGGUGCCUACGACCCCGGCUGUGACCCAUCGCCCACCAUGCCUCAGCUCCACGACCACGCCCACGCCCACGACCAGGCCAGCGCCCACGAGCAAGCACCACUCACGCCUUCGUCCUCCUCCUCCUCGUCCAACUCCUCGGCCGGAUCCUCGUCUUCGGGCGGCCCAGCGUCCUUCGUCAGCCCCUGCAGCGACCGCGGGAACAACUACGUGUCGCCAGGAUCGGACGCGGGGUCCACGGGUAUCGGAUCCCCAGGGACGGGCUUGUCCUCCGGCGGCGGGAUCUCGAGCAUCUCCUCGAGCGGGGAAGGCAGCAACGAGACCUCCUUCUGCGCCGGCUGCUCGGAGAGGAUCGUCGACCGAUUCUACCUGCUGGCGGUCGAGCGGAAAUGGCACGCCGGCUGCCUGCGCUGCGUCGCCUGCCACACCUCCCUCGACGCCGCCGUCACCUGCUUCGCCCGCGACGGACACAUCUUCUGCCGGGACGACUACCACAGGUUGUUCAGCAUGAGACGAUGCGCAGAUUUCCCAGGUCAGAGUAGUUCUGAACUGGUGAUGAGAGCGAGGAGUCGUGUGAUCACGUCCAGUGCUCACCUGGCCCACUGCAGCGUCCAGCUCACCAAGGGAGACCACUUCGGCAUGAAUGGACCCCUCAUUUACUGCCGAGAUCAUUACCAGACCUCGUCCUCAAAGGCCGUUCUCCUCCUUGCAGAUGUCCACCUCACUGGAGGGCGGCUACAUCACGCCCAUGGGGAUGCCUCCGGGGGCUUUGCCGGGCGGCCCCCCCCUCACGGCCCCCACGGCCCCCACGGCGUGCACCCCCACCUCCCCCCUGAGGUGAUGCAGGGGUUCCCGCCCCCCGACCACGGCGGCAAGAUCCCCUUCUUCAACGGCGUGGGCGCGCACCACAAGGGCAGGCCCAGAAAGCGGAAGCCCAAGGACGAGCCCAUGGACACCAACAUGAAAAUGGCCAUAUUGGUGUCUGACAUCAGGUGUGAAAACUGUUCACCUGGUUUCUUGCGUGUCUCAACCUGCACUUGUGCAAUGCAAGAGAUCGAAAACAGAACACCCAGGCCGCGCCGAACGAAGCAAAGAACCUGCCCUUGGAGUGUACGAGUGAAGCGCGAGGUCUCUCGGCUCUCUCAGCGCCCAAGCAGUCGCGAGCGAGGCAAGGGGGCAUCCAGGACACCCGGAGAGCAGCGGGAGAGGGACGCAGCACCCGACCCAGCCGGCUUGGUUGUCAUCGACCGGGAAACCUCUAUUCACAAGAGUCAUCCACAUUUGGCCAAUUUUUGCACCGAACCUCGCAUGAUAAAAGAAGUGAACCUUGUUGAAGCGAUCACAAUUGAGCGCAUUGUUAAAAGCAUUGGGCCCAUGGGGACGCCCUGCCAGUCCGUGCGAACCAAGAGGAUCCGGACCUCCUUCAAGCACCACCAACUGCGGACCAUGAAGGCGUACUUCGCCCUCAACCACAACCCCGACGCCAAGGACCUCAAGCAGCUGUCGCAGAAGACGGGGCUGUCGAAGCGCGUCUUGCAGGUGUGGUUCCAGAACGCCCGCGCGAAAUGGCGGCGGAACAUGAUCUCGAAAGACCCGAAGGCCCUGGCCGGCGGCGGGGGCGGCGAGGGCGGCCUGGGCGAGGGUCCUGCGGGCGAGGGCUCCGUGGGCGACUACCCCGACACGCCCACCGUGCCGCCCUCGGCCAUGAGCCCCGACGAAGGCAACAGUUCCCAGGUGUCGUACCAGCAGAUGUUCUGACACCUAUCCCUGGGAGACCAUGAAGGCCACCUGCACAUCCCGCCCACUCACAUGCUGAUGCCGCCCACGCCCGCACUCAUGUCUCUCCAGCAAGCCUUCCCGCGGCCACACGCACACGACGUCGCCCCGCCCGCCCUCGCCAACGGGCAGCUGCCGAUCGCUAUGAUGAUGGGCAGGGACGCCGCGCCCCCCGCCUGCCCCCUCCUCGGCGCGGACGAAGGCGGCUCCCCGCGGCCGCUGCCUGCCGGCGCGGUCAGCGAGGACGACGAGGACGACACCUACAGCCUCGACGAACACUCCUGCAGCCAGGACGACCAAGGAGACGACAUGUUCUACGACCCUCCCCCGCCAGCAGGAGACCCCAGUGCCGCCGUUCGCCAGGAGGACGACAAGGACGAGGGCGUGCGGGGGGGCGCGGACGCCCGAGAUGACGAGCGGACGAACCACAUGUACCGAGAACUCUUCUAAGCGGCGCAGUGUGCCGCGCGACCUCGGCCUCGUGGUCGAGUAACAAGAGCGCGCUGCAGCCCCACGGCGGCGGCGACGCCACUAGGAAAUAACCAGUGUUACGGGAAACUCUUUCAGUGACAGUGAUCGCGGGCGCCGCCCUGAGUGACUCGAAGUGAGCCCGCGGCCCUUAGUCGAUGGCGCGAGCCCUUGCCAGGAACCCUCUGUCCUGACGCAGUGGAAACGGACCAGCUCAGGACCCGGGCAGUGACUCCCCAAGCGUCAUGAAUCUUAAAAAGUUCUUUAUAUUGCCAGUCUAUUUAUUAUUACUAUAAAUAUGUGAGUGUUGCACUUACUUGUGGCGGUCUGUCGACCCUUGAGGUUGCGGCUGAUCAGCGUAUAUUCCAGUGUUCCCAUAGAUAUAUAUAUAGUAUUUAACGCGACCUCAGUGUUGUCCGACGCUGAAGUUGAACAUUCGUAAGGACGCCUCUUCGAAGAAGGGUCGCCGAAACCUCAUCUGUAAACAAAAACAAACAAAAAAAUAUAUCGUGAACCCGUAGGCGCAGCGCAUUGCGAGGCGGACGCUCCAGGGCCUGCCACCGCUAGCGUGUUAGCGGUGGAGCCACGGCCGGCCAGGGCUUGUCCCAGCUCCGCCUCCUCGCGCUCGCUGGUACUUCGUUCCCCUGUGUAUCUGCUCCUCUUGCGAACCAAGUCGAUGUGGAUGUCAUCAUUUUGUUCAUCAUAUGUACAAUAAGCAACUUCACCACUCAGCGCACAGAGCGAAUUCCGAUUUCCUCUCGAAGGGAGCUGAUUCCAAAGCGACACUUCCUGCUUCUUCCUUCUCGCUUCCUCUCCGCGCGGGAAGAACGGAAGGAAGGAGGAGGAAGUGAUGUCCCAGCGCCCUCUGAUCACCCGACGCCAUCAUGUCUUUGCUCAUGUCAAACAAGUCUCUUUCGCCCCGACGGCUGGAUGUGUAGAUGUACAGUAUAUCGUAUUAAUUGUGAACACUUCAUGCGGCUUUCGUAUGAUCGAUAACUGGUUUUGAUUACACGCAAACUUUUAAAGCAAAGUAGCAAAAAAAGAAGAAAAAAAAUGUACUUUAUUUUGUGUGGAUGUAUAUAUGUAUAUGUAAAACAAAUAAAUAUAUAUGGAAGUGAGCACGGCGAGUCAAUUGCACACAUCAGAGUCGAAGACGGAGUUCGGCGUGGGCGGGAGAGCACCUGGAGGGCCGCCGAGACUCCGCUCUUGGCGCCCAUCCGCUCGGGCCCAACUCCACGCCCAUCCGACAACCGAAACGGCGUGAUUAAAACCGGUUAUUUUGGCUCACGAAAGGUCGAGAUUCUAACCCUUCGGCUUGUAAGUGGAUACGUAUAUUGUUAAGGUCGUAUUUGGAGUUUUUUUUUUCUUCUUCCCUUCUUUCUCUCAUUUAGCCUUUACACAAGAAGAAAUGUGAUGUGUCUCUCCAAAGGUCUCUUGGCCAGACAAAUAUUUGGAUUUCAUAAAAUCUCUCUUUUUCUUUUCCUUUUUUUAUAUUUUCCUUCGGCACAACAUUUGCUUUGGCGGGAAGUUACAUCCGGGAACUCGCAACAGCGGCCGCGGAACAGCGUUGCGUUCGCGCUCCGUUUGCGCCGUUGCGUCAAAGGGGUCUCUCGCGCGGGACAUUCGGCCGAGGACCCCGGCCGACGCGCAGCUUUUGGCAGGAGGUCUUUUCAGCAUUGGGACCGCCGUUUUGAUUCCUCUUUCUCCUCUUCUUCCUUUCUUUUUUCUUCUUCUCUUCUUCCUUCUCUUUCUUCUUCUUUCUCUUCUUCCUUUCUAUUUUUUUCUUCUUUCUCUUCUUCUUUUCUAUUUUUUUCUUCUUUCUCUUCUUCCUUCUUCUCUUUUUUCCCUUUUUUUCUUUUUUCUUUAUUUCUUGUUUGUCUUCUGCUGUUUCCUUUUAGCAAAUGUGUAUGGAUAAUUUAAAUGCAGACACACACACACACACACACACACACACACACACACACACACACACACACACACACACACACACACACACACACACACACACACACACACACACACACACACACACAUACAUACAUAUCUGGCGCGAGUGACCAAUGUUGAAAUCUUUAAUGUUUAUGAACGCACAAUGGUGCACACAUAAAACAUUUCCACGCAGGCUUUUAAUGAAUUCAGAUAUCAAUUAAUUUUUUCACAAAAAGGAAAACAAAAACAUUGAACCAUGAUUUUGCUGCCAACUUUAGCCAUUGCUGCCAACUUUCUUGUCAAAGCAGGGGUACCAACCGGAUGUCGAUCAAAGCAAAUAUAUGUGAGAAAAAAAGCGGUGAUUGUAACCCUGGCUGCUUUAUUUUAUUUCUCCGUAUGAUAUACGAUGAAUAUACAUUUUUUUUCUCGUUCAGAAAAUAGUCUAGAGUUUAGAACAGCUUCCGAACUGAAGAAUUUUACCGUCUAGCUAUAAGACCGGUUACACCAACCCCCACCCCCCUCCAUACCCACCCACCACCAGUACCUCCUCCUCCAACCCAACCCUUCUGAAUACUUGUAAAGAUUCCGCUUCACUCUAAGUGUUUCCUCUUGAUCUGUACAAAUGAUUCUUUGUCAAUAAAACGUCUAAUUUU